AUGUCGUACCGUCCCAACCCCAACUCAAACGACAUCCCGCACGCCCGCCCCCUCCUGCACCCCUCCGUGGUACCCUCGCUGGAGAAAUGGCACCAGAUGGUGGAAACGUCCGACCUCUCCGCCCUUCCCAGCAUCGUGCACGCCGACGCCGUUUUCCGCUCCCCAAUGGCAAUCCACCCGUACGAGUCCCGCGCCGCCGUCGUGCUCGUGCUCUCCACGGUCGUCACAAUCUUCAAGGACUUUACAUACUACCGCACCCUCGUGUCUCCCGACGGACUCAGCGUCAUUCUCGAAUUCAGCGCCAAUGUGAACGACAAGAAACUCAAGGGCGUCGAUCUCAUCCGGUUUGGCGAGGAUGGACUCAUCCGCGAGUUUGAGGUCAUGGUCCGCCCGCUUUCGGGUCUGCAGGAGCUCGGAGGCGAGAUGGGCAAGAGGCUGAGGGAGAAGCUGCCCAAGUUCAAGGGCAAGCUCUAG
Molecule: messenger RNA, 474 nt
Organism: Trichosporon asahii var. asahii CBS 2479
Lineage: Eukaryota; Fungi; Basidiomycota; Tremellomycetes; Trichosporonales; Trichosporonaceae
Exons: 1
Coding region: 1-474 (157 amino acids)
Source: RefSeq, a predicted model, not a curated record